Sphaerulina musiva SO2202 is the source of this 2466-nucleotide messenger RNA. Its product is annotated as ICE2-domain-containing protein. The transcript has 2 exons. Gene Ontology annotation, cellular component: cortical endoplasmic reticulum; endoplasmic reticulum membrane; perinuclear endoplasmic reticulum. Lineage: Eukaryota; Fungi; Ascomycota; Dothideomycetes; Mycosphaerellales; Mycosphaerellaceae. The record is from RefSeq and is a predicted model, not a curated record. The coding region runs from base 576 to 1892 and encodes 438 amino acids. Gene Ontology annotation, biological process: septin ring assembly; endoplasmic reticulum inheritance.
AUGCACGCUGUUCUGUUCAACCAGCCAAUCGUGAUUCUGACCUCUGCCUCGUCUAUUCCUCACUCCACGUCAUGUCAUAAACCUGCUUCUCGUCUGCUUCCACCGCCCUCUGAGCAGCACUGAAGCAGGAUAAGUAGUGGAGGCCGAUCUGGUAAAGAAGCGAGACAAACCACGCCAUUCCAGUGACUUUGCAGAGAGCACGCGACACUCGAGCACUUCACGCGCCCGCUCGCCCGCCCACCUUCUCUCUCCUCUUUGCUGCGGACCACUCGCAUCUCUCCAUCUCUUCUGAGUACCUACCUGACUCAACCUAGGUGGUAUUUCGCUCGCCAGAACCUAACGCCAAGACGGCGGCACUAACGACAUCUUCGAGAACUGGACCUGGACCCUCAUUAUACUCCUGCUAGGACUAGGAGGUGGACUACCUGACCUAGUUCUCCUGCUAGCUCCCGUCGACUUUUAUCUAACUGCCCGAGUCCUUGACCGACGACGCUGCGACGCAUGCUCGAGCCUUCGACACCCUCCACGCCCGCUCCCGACCAACUCUGCACCCAGAGAAGGAUAACGAGCGUGCGAUGAUCCUCCGCUUCAUUGGGAGUGCGCUCUUCCUGGCCUCGAUCGUCUUCACCAUCCCCCUCGCCUUCGAUGUCGGCGGACGAACGUGCGGAUUGGCUUUCAGUCUCACCCUGGCCACAUACUACUUCAUUCUCUCCACCCUGCGACUUGCGACACCCGAUCACUCGAGAUGGCGCUCCCUCGCACUGAAUCUCUUCGCAGCCAUGCAGCCUGUCAUGAUCGGGGGACUACUCAUCUGGAGUUUGAACAAGUUCAGUGUGGAUAGCGGUGAAGAGGCCAGCUGGGUGAGUCGCGCAUUCUACAACGCGACCAAACCGCUGCAUCAGAACCCGAGCUUCAAAGACUGGGUGUUUGGAAAGGAGGGUCUACUGGAGCAUGCCCUGAUAGGAGGCUGGGACAAGUUGUUGACGUACUCGACGCCUGUCUUUCAACUGGUCGAGGGCUUCUGCAGUCUGCUAGUCAUUCAGGCUGCCGGACAAGUCACACGCUACCUGGUCAACAAUGAUGAUGGAGGCGACAGGUGGAUGCUCGGUCUCUUAAUCCCCACCGGCAGCAUUAUUGCGAGCUCGUGCUAUUUCAUCUGGCGCAUGUCGACCUUCCCUGGACUGGACAGUCAGGAUGCCGUGCUCAUUGGCAUUGCGAUUACCUGUGCAGUGUUCCUCUGCGCCUGGGGAAUUGGGAGUGGACGCGGCAACAUUGUGGAGAGUAGCUUGCUCUUUGCCUACACCACGCUGUGUAUCUACCAAAUCUUCACCGAUUAUCAGCCCAGUCGCCCGCUGCCAGACUUACCACUACCCAACGAUGUGAACGAGUUUCCCCCUCUGCCACCAGUCCUCAUGGCCAGCUUCUCUACCAUCACGCAGGCACUGUCCCAACUCCCCGCCAAUAUUCACAAUGGGUUUGGCUUCAUGCUUGCUGCAGUUCAGACGGUUACGCCAUCGGUUAUCAUAUCGCUCAUCUACCGCCUGCUUGUACUGUACGCAGCAGCACGCAUCAUCCCUGCCAUCCGCGAAUCUGGAGCACGAGCACUCUCUCAUGAUCCAUCAUUCGAAGACUCGGAGGGAGUGCAUGGUAUCAUGGGGCUCCUCACAUACUACAGUCCCAGCAUCCUGAUCGCUGUCUACACAAGCUUACUGAUGCAGCACUUCGCAACAGCUUCUGCAGAUCAUCCUGGAGAGUGGUGGACCAGCCAAGGUGGUGAAGGAGGCGGCAAUAUCAGUCGAUGGGUCAACCUGGCAGGUACGAUGGCGCUGUAUGCAGUAGAACUGUAUCUUGGUAAGGAUCAAGACGACGGACUGCACUGGAAGCUCGAUUGAGGAACGGCUGUGUGAGAAAGUGGGAGAAAAGAAGAAUCAGAUUGCAAACAGGCCCAUGGAGGUCUCAACGAUGCUCAAACCAAGACAUCGAUAAACCAGCGUGCGAAUCCGGUACGGCGCUGGAAAGACCAUGACCAAGUCAAAGUGCAUACCUUGAUCAUGAGGUACCAUCAUAGCAUCAGCUUUAUCGGUUUUGGUGCUGCGAAUCGAUUUCGAAAUUCGGACCAGUUGCCCAAACGAGCAGCUGAGAAUUUCCAUUUACAAAUUAGCCACCCAGCAUUACGGCAGCGGAAGCGGAGGACAGGAGAUGAGAGAGGACUAGACAUGGACAUGGGAGAAGAUGGCCAUUUACGGUGUCACUCAUCAUGCGGAGUGAAGUAUCCCAAACCAACUGCUCGAUUACAUACCCCAAAGAGUUAAUUUGCUGUUUUACCAUUUCUCACAGUGUCUGCCUUUGUAUAGUCAGGUUCUUGCAGUAGAAGCUUGCCGAGGUGGAAGCGUAGGAGGUUUCCUUUCCUAUGGGGUCACGUUUGGUUGUGUACCUGCCGAUCUCGUCACCAAAAUGUCACGAAAU